Molecule: messenger RNA, 1304 nt
Organism: Agrilus planipennis (emerald ash borer)
Lineage: Eukaryota; Metazoa; Arthropoda; Insecta; Coleoptera; Buprestidae
Product: HBS1-like protein
Exons: 4
Coding region: 148-630 (160 amino acids)
Source: RefSeq, a predicted model, not a curated record
AUAGUAAAAUAACAAAGUCAAAGGUUACGGCAGUUUGUUUUCACGUCUUGUUUUUAUUAAUUGCAAAAAUGCAUAAUAAGAAAAGAAAUUCUAGGAAACAAAUGAUUUAAAAUAAUAAAAGUGCUUAAAGACAAAACUCCUAAGAAAAUGUCGAGACAUCGCAAUGUGAGAUCCAUGAACUACUCAGAAGAGUACGAUGGAUAUGAUGAUGUUUACGGACAUUCUGUGGAAGAUGACUACUGUGUUUCUCCUAGUGAAGCUGCUUUUAUGUAUGAUAGAGAAGGAUCAAAAAAUAAACAAAAAAUAGGAGCAUUUUUUCAAACAGUGUCAAAUAUAGCCGAGGAACACGAAGGAGAAGUUGAUUCAAAAGGCUCUGGUUCUGACAUCGAGGAAGCCCGUUUACAGUCUUGCAUUGAUCAGGUCAAAGAAACUUUAGGUUCAUCAUUUUCCAUUAAAGAAAUAGUUUUGUCUCUCAAAAAAAAUAAUUUCGAUAUUGAAAAAACCAUAAAUGAUUUAUUGAUGAAAAGGGCUGAUGGAGAAUUAAAACAGGAAACUGACAAAAAAGGGAAAGGUAAGAUGUUAAUGCAGUAUUCAGUAAAAAUUCAAAGACUUUUGUUAUACCAAAGUUGAAUGGAAUGACUAAAACUUCCGAUAGCACAAGUCAAUUAAACACCACUAGUAGCAAUAAUACUGAGGCAACUUCUUUAACUGAUUUGGCUAAUUUACAUUUAAGUAAUUAUUCAGGCAGCGUGAAAUUUCAAAUUCCAAAAUUGUUUGAUAAAAGCAAUAAAAGGUUUCCCUCCAAUACAUUAAGUUCUAAAACAAGCCAAACAGAUAAUGCUAAAAAAUUCAACAGGAAUAUUAAUGACAAUGAUAAAGAAAUAAGUACAAAAAAAUUAGCAGAUCAGGUCUCUCAAAUCAGUUUAUCUGAAAGACAAAAUAAAUCAUUAAGUUCAAUUGAAAACAAAAUUCAAAAACUGUGUCAAGAAGGUGAUAAUGUUUGGAAGAUUGACUUAACAAAAGCCCUAAGAAAUACAAUCAGUGAGCCAGUUUUUAAGUCUAAACAGACAAGAAAAGAUAACAAUAUGGUCACUGAUGAUUUUGAUCUUCCCUUUAUUGAUUGUGAAGUAACUUCAGCUGAAAAAGAGGAAAUAAGUUUUCCUUGCACACUAGAUAUCAGUUAUGUGUUAUCAUUACCGUGUAAUUUGCUCAAAAAACCCUCCACUUUCGGAAGAGUGUUAUACAGAAAAUACCGGAAAAGAAAAAUGCAUGUACUAAGUAAAAAAGAAAAUAUAAAGACGACG